Colletotrichum spaethianum is the source of this 1245-nucleotide messenger RNA. Its product is annotated as Ran-binding protein 9. Gene Ontology annotation, molecular function: GTPase activator activity; small GTPase binding. Gene Ontology annotation, cellular component: perinuclear region of cytoplasm; nucleus; cytosol. The transcript has 2 exons. The coding region runs from base 1 to 1245 and encodes 414 amino acids. Lineage: Eukaryota; Fungi; Ascomycota; Sordariomycetes; Glomerellales; Glomerellaceae. The record is from RefSeq and is a predicted model, not a curated record. Gene Ontology annotation, biological process: nucleocytoplasmic transport; activation of GTPase activity.
AUGGCGUCCUCGCGCAAGGUGUUCUCCCUUGAGGGAAAGGGUCUCAAGCUCGACACUGCUGCCGACCUUGAACCCCACAUCGCCGAGUUGCGCUCGACCGAUGUCGAGGAGGUCAAGUUCCUGGGAAACACCCUGGGCGUCGGCGCUUGCAAGCUUCUCGGUGAGGUUUUGGCUACUAAGAACAACCUCCAGUCUGCCGACCUCUCCGACAUCUUCACUGGCCGUCUCCUGAGCGAAAUCCCGGAGGCUCUGACCUCCCUCCUUACUUCGAUCCUCAACCUCCCCAAGCUUACGACGAUUAAUCUGAACGAUAAUGCUUUCGGCAUCAACACCCAGGCGCCCGUCGUUGCCUUCUUGGCUGCCCACGUCCCCCUCCAGCACCUGUACCUGAACAACAAUGGUCUCGGUCCUCACGCCGGCAUCCUGGUGGCGAAUGCGCUCUCUGAGCUGCACGCAAAGAAGGAGGAGGCGAGAAAGGAAGGCAAGGAGGUCCCGUACCUUGAGACUGUUAUCUGCGGUCGCAACCGUCUGGAGAAUGGUAGCAUGCAGGCCUGGGCCAAGGCCUUCAGCCUCCACAACAAGAUCAAGGAGAUCAAGAUGGUCCAGAACGGAAUUCGCCAGGAGGGUAUCAGCCACCUCAUCAGCGAGGGUCUGAACCACGCGACCGAGCUGCGCAUCCUCGAUCUCCAGGACAACACCUUCACCGUCUCCGGCGCCAAGGCUGUUGCCAGCGUUCUCCCGACCUGGACACACCUUCAGGAGUUGGGUCUUAACGACGCCUACCUCACGGCCAAGGGUACCGCCCUCGUCGCCAAGGCACUUGCUAAGGGCAAGCAGGACAAGCUCGAGAUCCUCCGUCUGGCUUUCAACGACAUCACCCCCAAGGCCCUGGCUGGCAUCGCGAGCGCCGUUUCCGACUCUUUGCCUGCCCUGAAGAAGGUUGAGCUCAACGGCAACAAGUUCGAGGAAGAGGACCCCUCUGUUAUCUCUAUCCGCGAGCAGCUUGAGGAGCGCAAGGAGAAGAUUGGUGGUGACGUUGUCGAUGAAGACGCAUGGGGUCUCGACAGCCUCAGCGAUCUCGAGGGAGAGGACUCUGACGAGGAGGAGGAGGAGGAGCUGGAGCCUGCGACGAGAGCCGAGAUCCUCAUCAAGGAGGCCGAGGAGGCUCAGGAGGAGCCCACCGUGCAGCUCAAGGACAAGGAGGUGGACGAUCUGGCCAAGAAGCUGGGCAAGACGGAGAUUUAG